AGGGUUUAUUACUGGAAACCUCCAGGCAGCGCUGAAUGGUUUUGAUGGACUAACGUGCAGGAAAUUAGUCAAGGCUCAAGCUCUCAUUGAUGUGAACUUCUGAUAUGUUUGAUCUGGCCGAAGAUCCCUUUGGGGGCAUUUUCUAUUUUAAAGGGGUAUUCCAGGAAAAAAACAAUCCGCUGCUGAAGUUGAGUUGUUCUUUUCUGUCUGGAAACAGUGCUCUCUGCUGACAUCUCUGCUUGUCUCUGGAUCUGCACAGAGUAGAAGAGGUUUGCUAUGGGGAUUUGCUUCUAAACUGGGCGGUUCCUGAGACCCGUGUCAUCAGAGAGCACUUAGACAGAAAAGAACAACUCAACUUCAGCAGCUCAUAAGUACUGAAAGGAUUAAGAUUUUUUAAUAGAAGUCAUUUACAAAUUUGUUUAACUUUCUGGAACCAAAAAAAAAAAUCCCUGGAUAACCCCUUGAAAUGUAACAUUGUUUGGGUAUAUUGGCCCAGUUCAGUGUUUUUAUGCUUUGUUACUUUUUCCUCUUGGUAUUAUGAUAUAUGGUGUAGUGUGAUCCCACGCUUCCUGAACAACAAUAUGGCUGACUGGAAUUUAUGACAUUAUUAUGUCCCCUUUCGUAUGAUCAUAAGACUUGCGUAAAGGUGGCCCUGAGGACCCGAUAGGAACCCAUUGACCAUGUUGGAGCCCUUACAAGAUGACGAGAAGUCGUCAUUGGCAGCUCUUCAUUCCUUGGCGCAGAGCUUAAAAAAACUGGUGCCCGCCGCCGGGUCCUAUUGGAACAUGGAGCAACAUCAGCUACUGGAUUUAAAGAGGCCGUGGGCAUGGAACUGCAGCAAACCCACGCCGCAGAUAAACCCGCCCGAGCCGUAUUCCGAACUCUUAUUGACUUUUCGAACUCAGGAUCAAUGUCGAAACCACAGAAUGAUCAUAAGUCAACCGGACAAAUGUCCGCACAACAGGACUUUUCUUCUUCUGGCCAUCAAGUCGUCUCCACAGAACUUCGCACAGAGACAAGCAGUAAGGGGCACCUGGGGGGCAGAGAAAAUGUAUGGUGGGAAGCACGUAAGAUUAGUCUUUCUCCUGGGCACCAUGCCAAUGCUUGAUCUAUCUCCUCUCCUGGAGUAUGAGAACAGUCAGUCUCAUGACCUUCUUCAAUGGGACUUUGCAGACACCUUUUUUAACUUGACAUUGAAGGACCAGCUCUUUUUAGGUUGGGCGAGGACCUAUUGUGCCAAAGCCACCUACAUACUAAAAGGAGACGAUGAUGUUUUCGUCCGGACACCAAACCUUGUGCAUGUUCUGACCUUACUGAGCAGCCAUAGGCAUCACCCGCUCUAUAUGGGACACGUAGUCAAGUUGGCCAAACCAUACAGAGACCCUAAAAGUAAAUACUACAUCCCUACAUCUUUCUAUAUGGGCAUGUACCCACCUUAUGCAGGAGGAGGAGGGUAUGUGUUUUCUGGAUCUCUCACCCCCUGGCUCUACUUGGUGUCCCAUUUCGUCUUCCCGUUUCCCAUUGAUGAUGUCUACACUGGAAUGUGCUUUAUGGCUCUGGGGGUGAGACCGGUCGGACACCCUGGUUUUAAGACAUUCAAUACGCCAAAGAAAGAGCAGUCGUCCACUUGCUUGGAGAAAAACCUUCUUUUGGUACAUCAAAAAAGCCCCAAGGAACUGCUGAAGAUGUGGGGGGAGGAUUUGGAGCCGACACAGCAGUGCUCAUAGCGUUGCUUUAAAGGGGUAUUCCAGGAAAAAACUUUUUUUUAAAUUAUAUUUAUCAACUGGCUCCAGAAAGUUAAACAGGUUUGUAAAUUACUUCUAUUAAAAAAUCUUAAUCCUUUCAGUACUUAUGAGCUUCUGAAGUUAAGGUUGUUCUUUUCUGUCUAAGUGCUCUCUGAUGACACCUGUCUCGGGAAACGCUCUGUUUAGAAGCAAAUCCCCAUAGCAAACCUCUUCUAAACUGGCCGUUUCCCGAGACACUUGUCAUCAGAGAGCACUUAGACAGAAAAGAACA
Molecule: messenger RNA, 2016 nt
Organism: Hyla sarda
Lineage: Eukaryota; Metazoa; Chordata; Amphibia; Anura; Hylidae
Product: distal membrane-arm assembly complex protein 2-like
Exons: 2
Coding region: 681-1727 (348 amino acids)
Biological process (GO): SCF-dependent proteasomal ubiquitin-dependent protein catabolic process
Cellular component (GO): SCF ubiquitin ligase complex; membrane
Molecular function (GO): protein N-acetylglucosaminyltransferase activity
Source: RefSeq, a predicted model, not a curated record